AUGGAGCUGCCCCCGGCACAGUUCCCAUCCCGCCGUGCCGCCGCCGUGGCCGUGGCGUUCCUGCGGUACCGGCGGGGCGGCCCCGCGCGGGCGCUGCGGCUGCGGGAGCUGCGCCGGGCGCGCACCGAGGACAUCAAGGAUGUUGGGCACAAGUACUACCUGGAACUGGAGCUGGAAGAUGUCCUGGACAAAGACAGUACUGUUAACUGCACUGCUGAGGUUCUGUAUCAUCUGGGCAACAAAAACAUUGCUCCAGAUGUGCAGUUCACACUUGAAGGAGAACUAAAGAGCACAGAGGAAGCAGAUCACGUGUUCUACACUCGAAUAAGGAGCCUGGAAAAAGAGCUUGUGGCAGAGAACAUUCCAGACAGCCAUGGCCACGUGCCCCCAGAGCUGGAGCCCCUCCACCUGCUCGCCUGGGUCGCCUCGGGGUACCUGGUGUGGCAGAAUUCCACGGAAAACACCCAGCUCCAGCUGGCCCAAAUCAAACAUGUGAAGCAGGUGAGGAGAAGUGAUGAAUAUCUGCAGUUUGACUACGUGGUUCUACUGCACGAAAUGGUGUCCCAGGUAAAUACUGGAUUUCUAAAAAGCCUUUUUUGUUGUUGUUUGAAGCCUGGCAGCUCUGCAGCCUCCAGCUCAGGCACACAGAUGGUGGGGUGGACACAGAGGGUGAGGGGGAGGUCAGGGCCACCUUCUCUGUCCAUCCCAGCAUUCCAGGACACAACAGCAGCAAUUUCCAGCUGUUUCUGGGCUUUCUUGGGAAUGGCUGGGGUUCAAAACACUGGUGGCUUCACAGCUAUUUCCUCCUGGGAGAUCCCAGUGCCAAACUGGCUGGGGAUCAAGGGAAGAAGCAGCAUCCUGGAGUGCUCAGCAGAAUUCCAGGGGGCUGGGAAUGCUCCCAUGCCAGAGGGCAGCACUGGUGCCCAGCACAGAGACCUCACCAUCCCAGUUAUCCCAGCACAAACUGGUUCCCAGCAGAGUAUUCACACUUGGAGCCAUUCCCCAUCAUAAUUCUGUGAUCUGAGCAAGUGUUUUCAUAAGGAAAACACUGAAAAUGUGAGAGAGAAGUUCCUGAUUGUGCAACCUCCUGGAAAAACCACCCAGGGAUCUCCCUCCCAGCUCCAGCUCCGCUGCUUCCAACCCCUGCACUCUCAAGUUUUAAAUUAACAGAAUUCUAUGGACUCUCUCAGUUCUUCUGUGUGUUUGGAGAAGAUAGACUGUGAGUUAAGAGUAACUCCUAAGGUGAUGCUCAGCUUUAAAUUUAAGCCAAGGUCAGCUUUAAAUUCAAAUUUAAACCAAGGUCAGCAUUAAAUUCCAGCCAAGUUCACUCGGGGCACCUACAGUGGGUUUGGUUCCUGAGUUUUCCAUGAGGAGAAAUUCCUGACUAACCAAGAGAAUGGAAGCCCAGCUUGUUCCCUGUUGUC
This is a messenger RNA of Lepidothrix coronata (blue-crowned manakin), 1424 nucleotides long. RefSeq names its product latexin (gene LXN). Bases 1 to 1011 code for a protein of 336 amino acids. Lineage: Eukaryota; Metazoa; Chordata; Aves; Passeriformes; Pipridae. The record is from RefSeq and is a predicted model, not a curated record. The transcript has 5 exons. Gene Ontology annotation, molecular function: metalloendopeptidase inhibitor activity.